Yamadazyma tenuis ATCC 10573 is the source of this 1195-nucleotide messenger RNA. The record is from RefSeq and is a predicted model, not a curated record. Lineage: Eukaryota; Fungi; Ascomycota; Pichiomycetes; Serinales; Debaryomycetaceae.
GGUCAAUAUACCAAAAGUAACAUGAUUAGAACUGUCAAGCCUAAGAACGCCCGUUCGAAGAGAGCCUUGGCCAAGAAGGAGUCAAAGUUGGUGGAAAACACCAAGUCUGCUUUGUUUGUGCCUGGAUCCACCGGCAACAAAUUUUUACACGAUGCCAUGUGUGAUUUGAUGGCCUUCAAAAAACCUCAUGCCAAAAGAUUCUCCAAGAAGAACGAAGUCAGACCUUUUGAAGAUCCUGCAACCUUGGAAUUCUUCAGUGAAAAGAACGACACUUCGUUAAUUGUUUUGUCAAGCCACAACAAGAAAAGACCAAACACCUUGAUUUUUUCAAGAUUCUUCAACCACAAAGUGUACGACAUGAUUGAAUUGUCCAUACAAGACAACCACAAAUUGUUACAGGAUUUCAAGAAAUUGACAUUCACUGUAGGCUUAAAGCCCAUGUUUGUGUUCAACGGGCCAGCAUUCGACUCGGUUCCUGCUCUUCAACAUGUCAAGUCUUUGUUUAUGGAUUUCUUCAGAGGUGAAGAGACAGACUUACAAGACGUGGCAGGUUUACAAUUUGUCAUUUCUGUAUCUGUCGGGGAAAUAGAAGACCCAAAUUCCACCAAUUUGCCCUUGGUCCAUUUCAGAGUGUAUAAAUUGAAGAGUUACAAGUCUGGACAGAAACUCCCCAGAAUAGAGCUUGAGGAAAUCGGACCAAGAUUCGACUUCAAGAUCGGAAGAAGAACCAGCCCUGCCCCCGAAGUGGAGAAGGAAGCGUUCCAGAAACCCAAACAAUUACAAGCCAGAGAAAAGAAGAAUGUCAAGGUUGAUUUCAUGGGUGAUAAGGUUGCUCAAAUCCAUGUUGGUAACCAAGACUUAGGUAAGUUGCAGACCAGAAAGAUGAAGGGGUUGAAGUCGAAAUACGACCAGCUUUCAAGCGACGAAGACGACGAAGAAGGAGACGAAAUCGAAUACGAUGAUGAAGAUGAUGAUGAGGUUUAUGACGAUGCUCAAGACAUCAUCUCUGAUGAUGAAGACGAAGAAGCUCCUUCCAGCAAAAAACAAAAAGUUUGAAAGUUGACCACUUAUGCCUCAUGACCUCUACUUAAAGAUGUGUGUCCAUAUCUCCCCUAGCCACUCCGAGUAUGUAGAUACUUGUACAUUAAUAGUGAAUUUAUAUUGCAUUGGACAGUAUUCGCGACGGGUCCUCGAA